Molecule: messenger RNA, 2078 nt
Organism: Erythranthe guttata (spotted monkey flower)
Lineage: Eukaryota; Viridiplantae; Streptophyta; Magnoliopsida; Lamiales; Phrymaceae
Source: RefSeq, a predicted model, not a curated record
AAACCUUUUCCACUUGGUGGAAAAGAUAGACACGGUCGAGGUUUUUGUUGAAAUUCAGUUCCUAAUCCUGCAGUUUCUUCCAGUUCAGCCCUGAAUUUGAGGAUGAUGAUGUUUGAUGACAUGGCGUUUUGUGGCGAUUUCGAUUUCUUCUCCUCUGUUCCAAUCAAGGAAACAGCAGAUCUCUCAGCUCCUCCUCCGCAGUCGAACAACGAGCCCGAUCCGACGGAGGAGGACGAUUACACAGACGACGAGAUCGACGUCUACGAACUCGAGAGGCGGGUGUGGAGGGACAAGAUGAGGCUCAAGAGACUCAAAGAACUGAACAAGGGCAAAGAAGUAAAUAACAGCAACGCCAACACCGACGACUCUACAAAGCAGAGGCAGUCGCAAGAGCAGGCUAGGCGUAAGAAGAUGUCGCGUGCGCAAGACGGGAUCUUGAAGUACAUGCUGAAAAUGAUGGAAGUGUGCAAAGCACAAGGCUUCGUGUACGGCAUCAUACCGGAGAAGGGCAAGCCUGUCGGCGGAGCGUCGGACAACCUCCGCGAGUGGUGGAAGGAUAAAGUCCGCUUUGACCGAAACGGGCCCGCCGCCAUUGCUAAAUACCAGACCGAAAACUGCCCUCCUGGAAAAUUUGAGGGGGGUUCCGCCCCCAUCGGCCCCAUCCCCCACACUCUGCAGGAGCUCCAAGACACUACGCUCGGAUCUCUUUUGUCGGCUUUGAUGCAGCAUUGUGACCCACCUCAGCGGAGGUUCCCUUUGGAGAAGGGGGUUUCGCCGCCCUGGUGGCCGAACGGUACGGAGGAGUGGUGGGGCCAGCUAGGGUUGCAGAAAGAUCAAGCGGGCCCGCCUCCUUACAAGAAGCCGCACGAUCUUAAAAAGGCUUGGAAAGUUGGGGUUUUGACGGCUGUGAUUAAGCAUAUCUCGCCGGAUAUAGCUAAGAUUAGGAAGCUUGUGCGGCAGUCGAAGUGCUUGCAGGAUAAGAUGACUGCUAAGGAGAGCGCCACCUGGCUGGCGAUUAUCAACCAGGAGGAGAUUGUGGCUCGUGAGCUUUACCCCGAUCGGUGCCCACCGCCUUUGACUUUGUCCGGUGGGGGUUUUGGCACCCACGAUUUCGGAGAGUACGAUGUCGAUGGGGUUGAUGAGGGGUCGAGUGAUAAUAACAAUAGUUUCGAAGUGCAGGAGCAGAAGCCCAAUAGGCUCGAUUUGUUGAAUAUAGUUCAACAACAACAAAUGCAGCAACAAACUCAUGAAAUCAAGAAUGAAGCUUUGAUGAUCGAUAAUAACAACACCUUCGAUUUCUCGAGGAAAAGAAAAUCCGGAAACGAAUUGGGUGUGAUUAUGGACCAUCAGAUAUACACGUGCGAGUUUCUCCACUGCCCGCAUAGUGAACUCCGCCAUGGCUUUCGUGACAGAAUCUCGAGGGACAACCAUCAGCUCUCUUGCCCCUUCAGCAAGCAACUAUCUCCAAAUUUCAGGGUUUCGAAUUUCGCCGUCAAUGAAGCGAAACCUGUCGUUUUCACUCAGCCAGCUGUCAGUCCAGCUCAGAAUUCGUUCGACCUGACGGGGCUCGGCGUUCCGGAAGAUGGGCAAAGGAUGAUUAACGACCUUAUGUCCUUCUACGACAGUAACGUACAAGGAAUCGUAUUCGAAGAGAACAAUAACAAUAAUAAUAGUAACAUGCACAAUAGUGGUUCGAUUUUUGGUGGACCAUUUGACCACCGUAAGGCUGCUGCGGACGCACCAUUCAAUGCGGGCCCCGCCGAGAAUUUCCCGUUGAUGUUUAGCUCGCCGUUCGAUAUGCCGUCCAUGGACAAUCUGCCGAAGCAAGAUGUUUCGAUUUGGUUCUAAGCAUAUUGGGAGGUUUCUAUAUAUAUAUAUAUUCAUAUCAACUAUUUUGCUUUGUCUUUAGUUUUUAAACAGUUAUUUAUAUAGUUACUGGUGUUAGAGAGCUGUAGGGGGUUUGAAUUGGACAGGCUUGUAAUAAACAAAUGGGAUUUACUUAUAGUAUUACUAUGCUUCUGGCACAAUGGACAGAUUUAUAUGUGUAUUGUGUAUAUGGUUAUUUUGGUUGAUUUCUA